CGCGGAUCAUGCAUGGACUUCAAGAAAAUCUCCCGCUCAUCAACCACGUCUUUCCCCACCCGAGCAUUCCAGCCUUAUCCCACACAGCCAGAUCAAUUCGCUCAAUCUCCAUGCGACACAGCGAUAACCAAUGACAUUGCCAAUCUGACCUGCGCGCCGUGACAACCUACCAGCACCUCUCCGCCGCCCUCCCGCACCACCUCGUGGAUGGUUGCGACAUCUCGAUCCACAGGCGCGAACGCAGAGCCGUCGCAACCCGUCCCCCGCCCCUUCACCGAGUCCCGCGAACUGGGCCAGGUCGAUCCAAAAGCAGCAGAAGAUGGAGGACAGAUGACCUCGCCGCCUGCGCCCUCCGCUAAGGAGCGCAGGCCUUGGGCGCACUUCGUUGCGGGUGGAUUGGGAGGCAUGACCUCCGCGACUUUGACGUCGCCUCUCGACGUGCUCAAAACGCGGCUGCAAAGCACCUUCUACCAACAUCAGUUGGCGGCGAGUCGCGCGGCAAAAGGCAUCCCCGCACCCAGUCAAAUGGGCAUUGUACGAGCGGGUUGGCUACACAUUGCGGAGACCGGACAGAUCCUCGCGCAGAUUCCCAAGACGGAGGGCUGGCGCGCGCUCUUCAAAGGCCUCGGCCCGAAUCUCAUCGGCGUGGUGCCGGCGCGCGCCAUCAACUUCUGGGCGUACGGCAACGGCAAACGAGUCUACAGCUCCCUCUUGUUCGGCGGCGAGGAGACGGCCGGCGUGCAUCUUUUGGCGGCCGCGACGGCAGGCAUCAUCACAGGCACCGCCACCAAUCCCAUCUGGCUGGUCAAAACCCGGCUCCAACUCGACAGACAGCAUGCUGGAGCGGACGGCCAGGGCAGGCAAUACCGGAAUGCAUGGGACUGCGUGCGCCAGACUUUCCGCACCGAGGGCAUCAGAGGAUUGUACCGCGGGCUCAGUGCCAGCUAUCUCGGCGUGAGCGAAAGCACGCUCCAAUGGGUGCUGUACGAGCAGGCGAAACGCGCGCUCUCCCGGCGAGAACGCGACCUCGCCCUAUCCGGUCGACCUCCAACGCUCUGGGAUCGAACGGUAGCAUGGACGGGAAAGUUGACCGCGGCGGGAGGAGCAAAGUUCAUCGCAGCACUCAUCACAUAUCCACACGAAGUGGUGCGCACGCGAUUGCGACAGGCGCCCGUCGACGCAGCGGGGAAUGUGAAGUACAACGGCCUCUGGAACUGCUUCGUCACCGUGUUCCGCGAGGAGGGCAUGCCGGCGCUGUACGGCGGGCUGGUGCCGCACAUGCUGCGCGUGGUGCCGAGCGCGGCCAUCAUGUUUGGCGUGUACGAGGGCGUGUUACGGACGUUAGGCGAGAGUUCGCAGGUUUGACGCGGCUGGGCCGGUCUUUGUACUCGACCAUAGCAGGGCGAUGCUGUCUCUCCGCUCGUGAUGCUUUCUUUCGUGCAGAGACGAAAGAUCUCUACGUGUACCACCAACUACCUGUAUAAAUUAUUAAAUACAAUGAACUCAGCACAUUCGCU
Molecule: messenger RNA, 1517 nt
Organism: Neohortaea acidophila
Lineage: Eukaryota; Fungi; Ascomycota; Dothideomycetes; Mycosphaerellales; Teratosphaeriaceae
Product: mitochondrial carrier domain-containing protein
Exons: 1
Coding region: 208-1365 (385 amino acids)
Biological process (GO): pyrimidine nucleotide import into mitochondrion
Cellular component (GO): mitochondrion
Molecular function (GO): pyrimidine nucleotide transmembrane transporter activity
Source: RefSeq, a predicted model, not a curated record